Messenger RNA from Ricinus communis (castor bean), 3672 nucleotides. RefSeq names its product DNA topoisomerase 1. The coding region runs from base 151 to 3273 and encodes 1040 amino acids. Gene Ontology annotation, cellular component: chromosome. Lineage: Eukaryota; Viridiplantae; Streptophyta; Magnoliopsida; Malpighiales; Euphorbiaceae. Gene Ontology annotation, biological process: DNA topological change. The record is from RefSeq and is a predicted model, not a curated record. Gene Ontology annotation, molecular function: DNA topoisomerase type I (single strand cut, ATP-independent) activity; DNA binding. The transcript has 22 exons.
GCAAAAAUCCUCCCCUAAACCCUCUCUCCCUCUUCCUCUUCCUCCUCUUGUGUCAGCUGCACCCACUCCGCUGUCUGCAUAGCAAGACUAAUAGCAUGUUCGCUAAUAAACCAUAAAAACAAAACAAAAGAGACAAAUGAAGGAGAGGCUAUGACUGGGUUUUUAUUAGUUUGGACUUCUCCAUCCUCCUUCUUCCGUCUUCCUCCCUUCAUGGCGGCGGCCAAGUUGCAGUGCAGGGUGGCUCUGUCUCUUCACAAUCAUCCUUUUUCCAGAAGAGUUUCAUCCAUCAACCCUUCUAUGCUUCCACAAACAAGUCCCCCUCUUUUUCUCUCCUCUUUAACUCCUCCUCAUUUAUUUUUAACUUCACACCGUCAUUUUUCUUCUGUCAAUCAACGUUCUGCUGGCUUUUCCAAAUAUUGGAAGAGAACUAAGCCCUUCACUGCUCAUCUUAACAACAAAGAUAAUGAUGCCAAUCCCACUGAACAGUCUUCUGGAGAUGUCAACCUGGAUUCAACUGCUCCUGUUACCACCCCUAACUCCAAACCUACUCCUACUACUACUAGACAUAAGAAGCACUCCAAAACCAACUCGAAAAAGCAACAAUCUUCUACCUCCGUCGAAGAAGCAGCUCAAGCUAAGACUUCCAGUUCCACUAAGACCAAGACCAAACCCAAGGAAUUGCUUGAUGCUUCUGCUUCAACCAAACCCCAGCCCAACAAGAAAACCAGAAAACCUACUGGAAAGCCUAAAGCUAUCAAAACAGUUAAGGUUUCACCAGACAAACAACAACAACAUAAACCAAUGCACAAAAGCAAACCUUUCAGACAAGGGUCACUGAAGCCGCUAUAUCCUCCUACCGCCAAAUCUGUUGUGGUGGUCGAGUCUGUUACCAAGGCAAAGGUUAUUCAGGGCUACCUCGGUCCUAUGUUUGAAGUUUUACCUAGCUAUGGUCAUGUCAGGGACUUGGCUGCAAGGUCUGGUUCUGUGCGCCCUGAUGAUGACUUUAGUAUGGUAUGGGAGGUUCCUUCUCCUGCCUGGACUCAUCUCAAGACCAUUAAAGUUGCACUCAACGGAGCAGAAAAUCUUGUACUUGCAUCAGAUCCUGAUCGUGAAGGAGAGGCAAUUGCUUGGCAUAUUAUUGAGAUGUUGCAACAACAGGAUGCCUUACAUCAAGGGGUUACCGUGGCAAGAGUUGUCUUCCAUGAAAUAACUGAACAGUCCAUAAAAAAUGCUUUGCAAGCUCCAAGAGAAAUUGAUUUAAACUUGGUUCAUGCUUAUCUUGCACGUCGUGCUCUUGAUUAUUUAAUUGGAUUCAACAUUUCACCAUUGUUAUGGAGGAAAUUACCAGGUUGCCAGUCAGCUGGACGUGUCCAAUCUGCUGCAUUAUCUCUUAUAUGUGACAGGGAAAUGGAAAUUGACGAAUUUACACCACAAGAAUAUUGGACUAUUGACGUGGAAUUGUACAUAAAGGAGACAGGUUCUUCAGUGAAUGCCCGCUUGACACAUUUUGACUUUAACAAGUUGAAUCAGCUUUCAGUUAGAUCUCACACAGAGGCAAGGGAUAUUGAACGGAAGAUAAAUGUGGCAAGUUUUCUUGUUGCUGGUGCUAAAGAAAGCAAAAUGAGGAGAAACCCUCCCACACCUUAUAUAACAUCAACUCUUCAGCAGGAUGCAGCAAACAAAUUACAUUUUUCUUCAAUGUACACAAUGAAGCUUGCACAAAAACUUUAUGAAGGGGUUCAGUUAUCAGAUGGAAAGACAACGGGUUUAAUCACAUAUAUUAGAACAGAUGGGCUACAUAUCUCUGGCGAAGCUGUUAAGGAAAUACAUUCAUUGGUGAUUGAAAGGUAUGGUCAAGAUUUUGCAUCUGAUAGCCCACGAAAAUAUUUUAAGAAGGUCAAGAAUGCUCAAGAGGCUCAUGAAGCAGUCCGACCCACUAAUGUUCGGAUGUUACCAUCAAUGCUUGCUAAUGUACUUGAUGAAGAUUCCUUGAAGUUGUACACUCUUAUCUGGUCAAGAACAGUAGCAUGCCAAAUGGAACCUGCUACUAUUGAGCAGAUACAAGUUGACAUUGGGAAUGCUAAUGGGUCAAUUACUCUGAGAUCUGCAUGCUCAGGAGUUGGGUUUCUCGGGUACCAGAUAGUCUAUGAGGAUAAAGAAGCUGGAGCAAUAAAAAAUAAGGAAAGUGAAGUAAAUGAUCAUAAUGAAGCUUUUGGAAUUCUCAAGUCACUGAAGCCAGGAGACCCUUUCAAUCUUAGUGAAGUAAAACUCAAGCAGCAUUUCACACAGCCUCCACCGCGCUACUCUGAAGGAACAUUGGUUAAGAAGCUAGAGGAACUUGGCAUUGGAAGACCUUCCACUUAUGCAAGCACUUUAAAAGUCUUACAGGACAGGAACUACGUGACAGUAAAAAACCGUGUGCUAAAUCCAGAAUUUCGUGGCCGCAUGGUGUCAGCAUUUCUCUCUCAGCAUUUUACUGAGGUCACAGACUACAGCUUUACUGCUGACAUGGAGACUGAGCUUGAUAAUGUUUCUGCUGGCUUAACGGAAUGGAAAGGCCUUCUUAGAGACUAUUGGACACGAUUUAGCUCAUAUUGCAGUCAUGCUGAAAGUGUACAUAUUCAUCAGGUGGAGAAAAUGCUGGAAAAAACAUUUGGUGAUUUUUUGUUUGGUUCCCUCCCUGAUGAUAGCAGGACAUGCCCCAGUUGUCUAGAGGGCACCUUGAUCUUCAAAGUAAGUAGGUAUGGUGCAGGCUAUUUUAUAGGCUGUGAUCAACACCCAAAGUGCAAGUAUAUUGCUAAGACAUUAUACGGUGAUGAUGAAGAUGAAGAAACUCCUCAAAACAACUCUGUGGAGGAACCAAAGCUUCUUGGCGUUCAUCCUGUUUCCACUGAAAAGGUUCUUUUGAAGAACGGUCCUUAUGGAUUCUAUUUACAGCUUGGUGAAGACAGGAAGGGUUACACACCAAAAAGAGCCUCUGUUUCUCAUAUAAAGGAUGUGGACAAUAUUACACUGGAAGAUGCUCUGGAGUUGCUGCGUUACCCUGUGACUUUGGGUAACCAUCCAAAGGAUGGGCAUCCUAUAAUAUUAAAGCUUGCAAAGGUAGGAUUUGCUGUUAGACAUCGACGAACAAUUGCUUCAGUUCCCAAGAAUAUGAAGCCAGACAAUGUCAGCUUGGAGAAAGCUUUGGAGCUUUUAUCUGGGGAUGAUGUAAGGCGAAGCGGACGACCGAAGAGGAAACCAAAGGUUGAGGAAGUCGUUGAGGCAAUGUAGCCUGGUAUUGCAUAAAAUGGCAGCUGUUGUGAUACUAAUCAUCAGUUCAAGGCUUAAAAGAGCACAAAACCAUUUGCUUGCAAUUGCAAGAUCAGUCUCAGCUCUUAUACGAGCAUGGAGUGGAGUCAUCUUCUUCUUCUUCUUUUUUCUUAAUUUGUUAUUUAUUUAGAGAAAAUGUUAUGUAGAACGAGUAUGGCAGUAAGCAAUUUUCCUUUUUCCUUUUUUCUUGUUUUGUUUUGUUAAGGGAAAGUAUUAUAACUUACUUAAUUUUUUGUAAUUUUAAUUUAUUUUUUUUGGGGUGGGAUAUAAAAGAGGGCCAAUUCAUUAUAAUUUUGAGGGAAGUUUGUAUAGUGGUAUUUGAUUAAUGGAAUUGAAUGAAAAAGGGUCAGUAUUAUAUUA